Messenger RNA from Zasmidium cellare ATCC 36951, 702 nucleotides. RefSeq lists its product as uncharacterized. Lineage: Eukaryota; Fungi; Ascomycota; Dothideomycetes; Mycosphaerellales; Mycosphaerellaceae. The coding region runs from base 1 to 702 and encodes 233 amino acids. The record is from RefSeq and is a predicted model, not a curated record. The transcript has a single exon.
AUGAGGAGGUGGAGCACGGUUAGGACGGGGUGGUUUGGGGCUGAGGGGAGGGGAUGGCGAGGGAUAUAUAAGAGUGGUGAGAUGCCUGUGAAGUAUUGGUUAUCAGCAAGCAACUUCAUCAAGCAACUCCAGUCCCAAGACUCCAGACCAACCUUGAACCAACCUCUUCCAAUCUCAACAACACCACCACCAAAAACCACAAACAUGUUCUCCCUCACCACCAAGGCACUGGCCGCCGCCCUCGCCAUCACAGGCACCACCGCCGCCGUCCUCCCCCGCCAAGGCCUAACCUGGCAAGUCUCCGACUUCAGCACCGCGAGCCGCGACGGCGGCGACACAAUCUACAACGCCACCAUCAACGUCGAGACAACGACCGCCCACUGCGUGUCCGGCAAUGCCGUGGCCUCCAGCGCCUGCCCCGGCCAGAACGGCCCCUCCCCCUUCCUCCUCAGCACAUGCGGCUUGGACUCAGGUGUCGAGUGGGAGUUGUUCAGCACGACCAGCCCUACACUGGGAGGUGGCGAGGCGUUCUAUGUCCAAUUCCGACAGGUUGGAGAGAGCGAGACGCUGUAUGGUUGUUCGCCGCUUUUCAAGGCGAGCAACUAUACCUGUGAGGCGCAGCCGGCGCCUGGAGAGACUUUGGUGGUGCCGACUGAGUUUGCUAUCAAGCCUUCUGGAAACUCGGAGUGUGUUUACGCAUAG